Entamoeba dispar SAW760 is the source of this 813-nucleotide messenger RNA. RefSeq lists its product as uncharacterized. The transcript has 2 exons. The record is from RefSeq and is a predicted model, not a curated record. Bases 1 to 813 code for a protein of 270 amino acids. NCBI's taxonomy places the organism in Eukaryota, Evosea, Mastigamoebida, Endamoebidae.
AUGGCUGGUUUAUCUAGUUUUAUCUAUGGAGGUGAUGAAAGUGUUGAUCCUUUUGGUUCCAAUAAUUCAACGACUGACCCUUUUGGUGCUUCUUUGAACAGUGUUGAUCCGUUUGCUAUUCCUGUUCCAUCACAACCUAAUGUCCAGUCAUUUGAUCCAUUCGCUAACUCAAAUAAUACGAAUGACUCUAUACCACCACCAGUAUCUUUCCAAUUACAACCAUCUUCUAUACCGCCAGUAGCAAUACCAACAAUAUCUAGUGAAACAUCAGAUAAAGAUGAUAAAAAAGAUAUUAAUGAAGAUUCUCCUGUUGAAGAAGACGAAUUAAAAACAGAAUUUAAUAUUGAACCUAAGAAAUCACCAAGAAUCGCUAUUGACAUUGAAGAAAAUAAACCAAAUCAAAAAGAAGAAACAACUGAAGAACAACCCCAACAAACAAAAGAACAAAAUCAAGAUGUUAUGAUUACAGAAGUUGAAGAUCAAGCAAAUCAAAAAGUGAUUAAUUAUUUUCAAAAAGCAUUUUCAACAACAUUUGUCCCUCAGUUAAAAGAAACAGAAACAGAAGUAAAUGAACUUAUUCAAAUUCAAGGAUUGUUAGAUAAUCAAUUAAAAGUAUUAUAUGACAAACUUAAAGAAAUGGAACGUAUUCUCUCACCACCAUCAUAUAUCGAGGAUUUAAAUAGAAUUAUAAAAAUUCAAAAAAGAAUUGAUAGAGUUAAUGCAGUAUUAACUCAAAUAGAGACAAGAAUUACAGUGUUAAUGAGUUCAAGAAUCUAUAUGAAAUAUAGUUCACAAAUAACAAUUACUAACUAA